This is a messenger RNA of Miscanthus lutarioriparius, 2016 nucleotides long. The record is from the annotation of a GenBank genome assembly. Lineage: Eukaryota; Viridiplantae; Streptophyta; Magnoliopsida; Poales; Poaceae.
AUGAAGUUCCGGCCGCCAUGGCGCGACGACACAGUGCUCCCCGAGCGCGUCGUGCGCCAUCUGCGCCGCCGCGCCGCAGCACCUGUGGUCACAUGGCGGAGCAACUGCUCGCAGCCGCCAUUGUGUUGUCGGGCCGCGACGGCCACACACACAAUCGAGCGCCUUUGCCGCCUCGCUAAGCCGGAGCCGACCCGUCGUCGUCGCGACCUCGCUCAAGCGGCGUUCGUCCACGCCACGCCACCUCGAGUCCGCCUCCCGCCCACACGCCACGGCGUCUGCGCGUCAGCAAAUCUUUGCCGCAGCGCGACGCCGCUGCUUACGCGACGCCACGCCGCACACGCGGACUGUUUGGAGCUGAAAAUGAGUCAGGCGAAUACUACUCAGCUUGACCUUGAGAAAGGAUUUUCUCAAGUGUCUAAUGAUACUGAUUCGAGUAGCCCUGCAACUGUGCACAAGAUGAAAGCUGAGACAGAAGAUGGUGGAAGUGAAAUCGAAUCACCCACUCCAGAAAAACGUGAAUCUAGAAGCAAAGGGGUUGUUGUGAGUUCACUGGCCAGGAAUUUGCUUGCAGAGAGGUACAGAGACAGAUUUGCAAAUCAGCUGGUGGAAGAUGAGGGUGAGACAGAUGAAGAAGACUAUAAUGAAAGUGUUUCGCCUAGUGGUAGCCGAUCUCUUUUUUCAGAAAGCAUUGAACUUCUUGAGAAACACAAGGAUUUGCUGAAUCUUUUCAAUAGAAUGGAGAGUUCUAUAAGAUUGCUUCACCUACGGAAGAAGAUGGCUACAUUUAAUAAUAUUGCCACCCAGGUGGAGAUACUCACAAAAAGGAAGUUAUUAUACGGUCAUUUGGCCCAGAUGAAGCAUUUAUUCCCAGAGGCAAUCCAGAUAAAGAGGAUACUAGUACAUGAUGAGAAGAGUCUAUGCAUGUAUGCUGAUAUGGAAAUCACACUUGUAAUGGAUGUUGUGGAAUGCACAAGCCCUGACCAGUCUCCAUCCAUGACAAUUUGCGAGGCUUUUUACUCAAAGCUUUUGCAAUUUUUGGAUGCUCAUCAUAAGGGUGCAGACAUUCCUGAGGCAAUCCUACCGGAACCCUUUAAUUCAAGGCCAAGGGAGAAGUUAUAUCUUGAGGCAGUACAUAAUGGGCAUGCUGCUGAGCCACCUAUGCAGGGUGCCGCUGACGAGGAACUCUCAAAUGCUUCCCACUUCCCACAAUCUUUUCAAAAACUCAUGUCGCAGAAAAUCAUUGCUGAUGGAACUGAAAAGACUCAAUUGCUAUCUGAUCCAGCAGAGCUGAGCUCUGUGAGUGCUUAUGAUACAGAAGGGUCAGACAGAAACCCUAAAAAGCAAGAUGAACAUGCUCCAGUUCCAGUGAACUCUGAAAUUUCUGCUACUCCAAGCCGCCAUUUGAUCUCUUGUUGUCAAGAGAGUACACCAAAACAAGGGACCUCAGAGUCACCGUUGUUGUCCGGAACACCUGCAAUACAGACUCCAAAAAGGCCAUUGCCGACUCCACUUGAGAAACCCAAGGUCACAUGUGGACACAUUAGUGAACCACGUUCAGCCAGUUCUGCCUGCAGAUCACUAAAUACAUCGUUAAAAUUUGAAGGAGGAAGCCCUUCUUAUUAUGAUGGAAUGGAACAUACGACUACAGCUGAAAAGGGCAUAAUCUCAGAAGACUCAUCGAGUUUUAACAAGUCAUUUGAGGAAGAUAGUCCUGUCUUCUUUACUGAUAAAGACAAAAUCAAUGAAGUAGACUUAGUGGAUACUCAGGAAAGGAUGGCUUCGCUACAUACCACAUUUGACAUAGUCUGCGAUAUUUCUCGUUCUACCAAGAAUUCACUUAUCACGAAACAGGAACUUUUCCACAAUAUUCUUGCCAACAACUUGGAGAUAGAAGAGAUUGGGGAGAUAGAAGAACAGCUGCAUAUUUUAGAGGAUCUGGCUCCUGCUUUGAUAUCAAAGAAGGUGAUAAAUGGAGGAGAAAUACUUUAUAGCUGCCCUUUGGCAUCUGCUCUGUGA